AUGGCUGUGCGCGGCUAUGUACGGCUGUGGACGGCUAUUUGCGGCUAUGUACGUCUAUGUGCAUCUAUGCACGGCUAUGUACGGCAAUGUGCGGUCAUGUACGGCUAUGUACUGCUAUGCGAGGCUAAGCACGGCUGUGUAAGGCCAUGCGCGGCUAUGCACGGCUAUCAACAGCUAUGUAUGGCUGUGCACGGCUAUGAACGGCUAUACGCGGCUAUGUACGGCUAUGCUCGGUUAUGUACAGCUAUGUACUGCUAUGCACGGCUAUCCACAGCUAUGUAUGGCUGUGCGCAACUAUGUACGGCUAUGGACGGCUACACGCGGCUAUGUGCGGCUAUGCACGGCUAUGUACGGCUAUGCGCGGUUAUGUACGGCUAUGCGCGGUUAUGUACAGCUAUGUAUGGCAGUGCGCGGCUAUGUACGGAUAUGCGCGGCUAUUCACAGCUACAUAUGGCUGUGCGCGGCUAUGUACGGCUAUGGACGGCUAUGCACAGCUAUGUACGGCUAUGUACGGAGAUGCGCGGCUAUGUACGGCUAUGUACGGCCAUGCAUGGCUAUGCACGGCAUGGUUCGGCUGUGUAAGGCUAUGUAGAUUUUAUGUAUGGCUAUAUACGGCUGUUCACGGUUAUGCACGGUUUUGUUCGGCUAUGUUGGGCUAUGCAUGGUUAUGUACGGCUCUGUACGGCCAUGCAUGGCUCUGCAAGGCAUGGUACGGUUGUUUAAUUCUAUGUAGGGCUAUGUAGAGCUUAUGCACGGCCAUGCGCGGCUAUGCACGGCUAUCCACAGCUAUGUAUGGCUAUGCGCGGCUAUGUACGGCUAUGGACGGCUAUCUGCGGCUAUGUACGUCUAUGUGCAGCUAUGCACGGCUAUGUACGGCAAUGCGCGGUCAUGUACGGCUAUGUACUGCUAUGCGAGGCUAUGCACGGCUGUGUAGGGCCAUGCGCGGCUAUGCACGGCUAUCCACAGCUAUGUAUGGCUGUGCACGGCUAUGGACGGCUAUACGCGGCUAUGUACGGCUAUGCUCGGUUAUGUACGGCUAUGUACUGCUAUGCACGGCUAUCCACAGCUAUGUAUGGCUGUGCGCAGCUAUGUACGGCUAUGGACGGCUAGACGGGGCUAUGUACGGCUAUGUGCGGCUAUGUACGGCUAUGCGCGGUUAUGUACGGCUAUGCGCGGUUAUGUACAGCUAUGUAUGGCAGUGCGCGGUUAUGUACGGAUAUGCGCGGCUAUCCACAGCUACAUAUGGCUGUGCGCGGCUAUGUACGGCUAUGGACGGCUAUGCACAGCUAUGUACGGCUAUGUAUGGCGAUGCGCGGCUAUGUACGGUUAUGUACGGCCAUGCAUGGCUAUGUACGGCAUGGUACGGCUGUGUAAGGCUAUGUAG
Porites evermanni is the source of this 1384-nucleotide messenger RNA. The record is from the annotation of a GenBank genome assembly. NCBI's taxonomy places the organism in Eukaryota, Metazoa, Cnidaria, Anthozoa, Scleractinia, Poritidae.